This is a messenger RNA of Porites evermanni, 723 nucleotides long. The record is from the annotation of a GenBank genome assembly. NCBI's taxonomy places the organism in Eukaryota, Metazoa, Cnidaria, Anthozoa, Scleractinia, Poritidae.
AUGAAGGUUAUUUGUGCUGGUCUGAGUAAAACUGGUACUAAAUCUUUAGCAAGUGCCUUGCGGGUUCUUGGCUACACAGUGUACGAUUUCCCAGAACACACGAGCAUACAUCUGGACGAAUGGCGUGCUAUUUAUCAUGAAGGGGAGACUCUUGACUUCGCCACCAUGUACGAAGGAGUUGAUGCCAUUACAGACCUCCCAGCGGCUUUUUGGUUCGAGGAAAUUCUCCAAAAGUUUCCUGAAGCGAAGAUCAUUCUUACUGUGAGGGAUAGUGAUGAAGUUUGGGUUCAAAGUUGGGUAAAGCACUUGCAAAUGACUCGAGAUUUAGAUUUGUUUUCCAAGCUAGCUUAUCUCUUGUGCGAGAAACCAAGAAAACUUUUAGAUUUCUACAAUGCGGAAGAUUUGGCUGUUUAUGGUAGUGUGAACCCUACAUCAACCACCUUAUUUAAAAAAAAGUAUAAUACACAUAACGAGAGAGUCAAGGCUGUUAUUCCACCGGAAAAACUCCUCGUUUACAAUGUAAGGCAAGGAUGGGAACCCCUCUGCAAAUUUCUCAAAGUUGAUGUACCUUCAAAGGAUUUUCCUCGCGAAAAUGUUGGAGGAUCAGGUCGACAUGGUUCAAUCGCUGAUUAUGGCUUAGAACUGAAGCAAAAGACCACGUUCUUCUUAUUACCUACUUUAUUGAUUAGUAUUUUCCUAUGUUUAUAUUUCUACUCUAGCUAG